Messenger RNA from Ceratotherium simum simum (southern white rhinoceros), 1174 nucleotides. RefSeq names its product WD repeat domain 83 (gene WDR83). Gene Ontology annotation, biological process: mRNA splicing, via spliceosome. Lineage: Eukaryota; Metazoa; Chordata; Mammalia; Perissodactyla; Rhinocerotidae. Gene Ontology annotation, molecular function: protein binding. The record is from RefSeq and is a predicted model, not a curated record. Gene Ontology annotation, cellular component: catalytic step 2 spliceosome.
GUGACACCGAAGCGUAGGGUUCCGAGGUCUCGGAAGCCUGCGUACACCGACCUAAGGCGGCGAGGAAGGGCUCCGGGAGCAAUGGCUUUCCCUGAGCCAAAGCCGCGGGGCCCGGAGCUGCCGCAGAAACGGUUGAAGACGCUGGACUGCGGGCAGGGGGCGGUGCGAGCCGUGCGAUUCAAUGUGGACGGCAACUACUGCCUGACGUGCGGCAGCGACAAGACCCUGAAGCUGUGGAACCCGCUGCGGGGGACGCUGCUGCGGACGUACAGCGGCCACGGCUACGAGGUGCUGGACGCGGCCGGCUCCUUUGACAACAGCAGCCUCUGCUCCGGCGGCGGGGACAAGGCGGUGGUGCUGUGGGAUGUGGCCUCGGGGCAGGUCGUGCGCAAAUUCCGGGGCCACGCGGGGAAGGUGAACACGGUGCAGUUUAAUGAAGAGGCCACGGUCAUCCUGUCCGGCUCUAUCGACUCGAGCGUCCGCUGCUGGGACUGCCGCUCUCGGCGGCCUGAGCCCGUGCAGACGCUGGACGAAGCCAGGGACGGCGUGUCCAGCGUGAAGGUGUCGGACCACGAGGUCCUGGCUGGCUCGGUGGACGGCCGAGUGAGGCGCUAUGACCUGAGGAUGGGGCAGCUUUUCUCAGACUACGUGGGCAGCCCCAUCACCUGCAUCUGCUUCAGCCGGGACGGCCAGUGCACCCUGGUGUCCAGCCUGGACUCCACAUUGCGGCUUCUAGACAAAGACACGGGGGAGCUGCUGGGCGAGUACACGGGCCACAAGAACCGGGAAUACAAGCUGGACUGCUGCCUGAGUGAGCGCGACACGCACGUGGUCAGCUGCUCCGAGGACGGGCGGGUGUUCUUCUGGGACCUAGUGGAGGGGUCCCUGGCACUGGCCCUGCCUGUGGGCCCCGGCGUGGUGCAGUCGCUGGCCUACCACCCUGCAGAGCCCUGCCUGCUGACCGCCACGGGGGGCAGCGUCCAGUGCUGGCGGGAAGAGGCCUACGAGGCUGAAGGGGGCGCAGGCUGAAGCCAGGGGACCACCACCAAGGACACAGACCCAGACUCGGGAGAGCCACUGAGACGGUUUAUUUUAGACACGCCGCUGACCAAGCAGGCGGAGAGGGGCUGGGUCAGCAGAUUAAUAAAUAGAGUGGGGCCUCCCUGGGGCGGCA